GAUAACAACUACAGUACUUGUACAUCAAAGUGCGUCGAAAGAAAGGAGUGCGAUUACUUUUGACCUGAUCAGAUUGACCUACGGCACCCGAUCAAAAGCAAAGAAGAAUGACAGGAUCAAGAGUUGGUGACACUUUUGUGCUUUACUGYCUGCUAUUCGGCGCCGCUCUUUURUGCGRGUGUAGUGCCUGGGUGACAACGACGAAUCCAACAGUACACAAGUCCAAAACGCUAUUUUCCACUCCCUUUGAGUUGGAUUAUUACGAAGAUUCGGAAAACCCUUAUGGUUCCGAAGAUGUCUCUUCCCUGGCAUGUAGUCCGGAYACGAARCUUGUGAUUGGACUCAACAAGUACACACACGAUACAUCUCUUUGCGCUGCCGAUGCCAAGACRGGAGAGGUUCUAUUUGCUAUUUCGAAGGAACGAUUGUCUCGAAAAAAACACGAUGCUGGAAAUGUCGCUAGCAUGGUAGAGGCUUGCCUCGAUGCUCUGGACUUAGAUUACGACGACGCCAUCGAAAAGGUUGUGAUGAACAACCAUCACCAUCGCAUACUGCCUUUAGAAAAGGAUCGAAUGCACAUGCAGUGGGAAGUCGGCCUCAACAUUAACGGAGGUAGCGAAGGAGACGAAUACAACGACGAAUUCAACUUGCUAGACGUKGUUGAGGACGACAACAAGAUGGAGUUAUCCCAUCAUUUGGCUCAUGCUUACUCGACGGCGACACAGUCACCCUUCGACAAKGGCAUGGUCGUGGUUAUGGAUGGAAUGGGAGAAAGCUAUCGGACGAUGUUGCAAGCAAGGAAAACAAAGGAUUCGACGUACGUUAGCGAUUUGAGUUUUCCAUCCAAGGAAGAGGAUGACGGUGACGGAUUCGCAUUCGAUUGCAUUCCGAGCAACCUUGCCGAACAGGCUCAAUACACUCCAUUCGAUUGGAGAGAAGCAGAAACCGUUUAUACGUUCAAAAAGAAGGCAAAUACCAUCGACUUGAAACCUGUGUUCAAGCGGUUUACACCAGAACGAUCGCCGCCCACACUUUACAAUCACGGCUUUGAAAAUAUGGACAGUGUCGGUGCUCUAUAUUCAAGAGCUUCAUCGCACAUUUUCGGGGAUUGGAACGCUUGCGGCAAAGUCAUGGGGUUGGCCCCCUGGAUAAUUCAUUCAUGGAAGAAAAAGGAAUCCUCGCUUUUAUCCGAAGAUGAAUCAGUAGAGGUGAAACCCGAGGAAGAAACUCGACGCAUCUUGCAGGGAACACUUUAUUCCGAAGACGAAGAAUCGAAAUUUCAGAAAAAUACAAAUGUGAUUACGGGGAUGCCUCUUAUUGCUCGAAUGGAUGCAGAUCUAUUCGAYGGCCAAGGAAACCUACUGCCAAAAAGAAGAUAYGAUUUCGACGAUAGCGAAGAAAAUGACGAACAAAAAGGUGGGAAAGAAGCCAGACUUCCAACAAAGGUCGCUAUUGAAGCUAUUUCUCUUGCUCAUCGGAUACAGGUCGACUUAGAAGAUAUUACAUUGGACUUUGUGAAAUACUUUCAGAAGGUAACUGGUGAGGAGAAUCUAUGCAUAGCAGGUGGUGUYGGACUUAAUUCGGUCUUAAACGGGAAACUAUCGAGAGASCUAGGCUUCAAAAACACAUUUAUUUCUCCGUAUCCGGGAGACGAUGGAAUUGCUGUUGGAUGCUGUGCUUAUGGACUCUUUGGGAACGAGCGCCUUGAUAAGUUGAAAARCCAAGGCAGCGAUACUACUAAGGGAGGGAAAAUCCAACCACCGAUUUGGAAAUCUCCGAUCUCACCUUAUCUUGGGCCAGAUCCAUCUGAAAUCGCUAUAAAGGAAGCCAUUGAUGCAGCAAUGCCGUGGUUGGAGGUCGAUAUGAUUCGCGACGAAGGCACUCGACUUGAUAUGGCUGUUGCGGAAAUUGAGAUGGGGGGUGUCGUCGCACUUUAUCAGGGUAGAUCAGAACUUGGACCCCGUGCCCUGGGUCAUCGAAGUAUUUUGGCUGAUCCACGAAAGAAAGGCCUUGUGCGUUUCAUCAAUGAACACGUGAAGAAGCGAGAAUCCUUUCGUCCAUUUGCCCCCAGUGCUCUGGCCGAGCAUGUUUCCGAUUGGUUUGAGACAGAUGAGUACAAUGAUAACAAUUUUAGCCCCUUCAUGAGCCUCACGGCAAUGGUUAAGAAAGAAAAAAGAGCAAGAAUUCCAGCCGUCACCCACGUGGAUGGGUCAUCCCGUCUUCAAACUGUUACUCGCGAAGCCGACGGCCUCUAYCACAGGCUAAUUACCAAGUUUUACGAAUUAACUGGAGUUCCCAUGGUUUUGAAUACUUCCUUYAACACUCUGCCAGGAGAGCCAAUCGUCGAAAGCCCCAAAGAUGCAAUUCGUAGUUUCUUGUGUUCCAUGGGAUCGAUCGAAAUGCUUGUCAUGGGCGAUUAUGUAAUCAAGCGUAAGAAAGCUGAUCUCCGUGCCCUGCUCGGAGAAACCGACCAACGGGAACAAGAAUUUAUUGUGGAACCUACGUGCCCGAGGCGAGCUGGCCCUACCACRUUUGAAACCACCUUCGAAGCCGACGACGACGAGAUGGACACAUCACAGGUUGUCACCACGACCCGCGUGCGAAUGCCUGACCGACCGAUGCAUUCCGAUAAGGGUGGAUCAUGGUUCUAUCUCCUUGACGAGCUGGAGGGUGAACUUUUGUCAAUAUGCGAUGGAUCUGCAAAUCUGAAUGAAAUUUUGGCGGAAUAUACAGCAGCGAAGUAUUCAGAGGAUGAAAAAGAAGAUGCUAAUGAGCUAGAAAAUGAUAGGGUCGAAGAGACGCAAGUCAUGUUACAAAAUAUUGUCCAUCGACUGGUACGAUUGUACGAACAUACUUUGAUCAGUUGGUAAUGAAGAUCAUCAUAGAAAACGGAUAUAACACGUAGAAGUAGCUGCUACGAAUUGUGCGUUUGCGAAGUGACAAUAUCACUCGUGUAUUAAAUACCUUCCGAACUCACAAGAAUAUUUCGYGAUGUAUACGUUUUCUUGGGAGACUUUUUUUAAAAAUAAUUCCUUUGCUCGAUUCAUAAAAUACUAGCUGCUUGUACUAAUGGUUCAGCCCUAGGGUCUUCACAACUUUGCGGUACGAUUCGAAAUCCUUUCGCUCCAUGUAGUCCAAGAGCUUGCGCCGCCGGACGUACAGAGCAUCCAAUCCACGCUUGCUGUGCUUAUCUUUUUUGUGUUUGCUGUAAUGAGUCUGGAUUUGCUGAAUACGYGUGGUCAGGGCAAUAACUUGCACCGCUGACGAACCGGUAUCGCCCUCUCGCAUUUGAAAUAUCUCCAUGGCCUGCUGCUUUUGGGCCUUCACUACUUCCUUUUGGUUACCGUUGUGAAGGUUAAGUAGUUUUUUCACGCGGUCGCUCAUAACAAGAUCGCUGGAAUCGGUAAACCCAAAUCGAAGGAGCUCGGGUUUGUUGUCUUUCUGAAACUUCAUUCUGUCCUGGAGCUCUUGGGCUGCCCGCUCGUCCUGACGUCUGGAAUCGGCGAGUCGUUCUUCUUUCGAGACUGCGUUCAGAACUGGCGUAU
This is a messenger RNA of Pseudo-nitzschia multistriata, 3545 nucleotides long. The record is from the annotation of a GenBank genome assembly. NCBI's taxonomy places the organism in Eukaryota, Bacillariophyta, Bacillariophyceae, Bacillariales, Bacillariaceae.